AGUUGAGAUACUUAGAUCUCUCAUAUGCUAAUUUCGGUGGAACUAUGUCUUCUGUACUGAGGAAUCUGUCUAGCUUGCAAUUUCUUGAUCUGAGUUGUAAUCAUUUUAUUGAUAUUGGAAACAGCGAUUGGGUUUCUGGUCUUUCCUCUUUAACUAAACUUGAUCUAAGUGGAAUUCCACUGGUUAACCCCAACCAUUGGUUGCAGAUAGUUAACAAUUAUAAGCUCAUUCACCUUCAAUCAUUACGGCUAGACUCUUGCUUUUCUGGAGAUGAGAUUAAUACUCUGCCACUUUCCCCUAUCAAUUCUUCUUCCGCUCUUACAGACAUCUCUCUCUUUGACAACAACUUUGUGAUUCCUUCAAUAUACCCAUGGUUGUCUAACAUCUCCCAGAAUAUCCAAUAUCUUGAUCUUUCUUCUAACAUUUUAUAUGGUUCAGCUCUUGCUGAUUUUGAUAAAAUGAUUUCUCUUCAAUAUCUUUCUCUCUUUAAUACUACAGUUGGGGCCUAUAUUCCAAAAUCCUUUGGGAACAUGUCUCAAUUGCACUCUCUAGACCUGUCAUUUAACAAGUUCAACAUGAAACUUUUUGACUUGAUCCAAAAUCUAUCCGGAUUUACUGAGAGAUCUUUAGAUGCAUUAUCUUUGGACCACAAUCAAAUAGGAGGUUCAUUGCCUGAUGAUAUUGCAAGAUUUUCAUCUUUAAGAUAUUUAUUUCUCGAAAACAAUCAUUUGAAUGGGACCAUAAGUAAAAGCAUUGGAUGUCUGUCUCAACUCGAAGAAUUUAACAUCAGCUCGAAUUCAUUGAGUGGUGUUAUCUCCGAACAUCAUUUCUCAAAUAUGUCAGAAUUAGUUUUGUUGGAUUUAUCAGGUAAUUCUCUAAUUUUGAAUAUAAGUGUCAACUGGGUUCCCCCUUCCAGCUUAGCAAAUAUCAUUCUUGCAUCUUGCAAGAUUGGGCCUCAUUUCCCAAAAUGGCUUCAUAGUCUAAAUAAUUAUUUUGCGCUUGAUAUUUCAAAUGCUGGAAUUUCUGAUUUUGUUCCUAACUGGUUUUGGGGUUUGUCUUCACUUUAUUUUUAUUUAAAUAUCUCCUAUAAUAAUUUGAGUGGAACAGUGCCAAAUAUUCUUGUUGAGACUAAUUAUUUCUCUAUUAUAGAUAUGAGUUAUAAUUGUUUCAUUGGUCCAUUACCUUUUCUUUCAAAAUCUGAGUUACCUAUGCACUUAGACCUUUCGAAUAAUCAAUUUUCUGGAGUAAUUCCUCGUAUGCAUAUGCAAAAUUUUCAAAAUUUAGUGUUCUUGAAUUUGGUUAACAAUGAUUUGUCUAGCAAAAUUCCUUCUUCUAUUGGAUUCCUUUUUAAACUUCAAACACUAAAUUUAAAAAAUAAUAAAUUAUCAGGAGAGUUGCCUUUUUCUUUAAGGAAUUGCACUAAUUUGAAAUUCAUUGACCUAAGUGGUAACAAAUUGUCUGGUAAUGUACCUAUUUGGUUUGGAAAAAGCUUAUCAUCUUUGCAAUAUAUUAGCCUACGAUCCAACCAAUUCUCUGGAAGCAUGCCCUUACAGUUUUGCCAAUUGACAAAUGUUCAGAUAUUAGAUCUCUCUAUAAACAAUAUCAAUGGAACCAUACCACAUUGCUUGAACAAUUUAAGAGCCAUGAUUGAUGAGAAUUCUAAUGAGACCAUUCUCCAUGACUAUGGCCGUCCAAUGAUUGGCAUGCCUACAAUUGAAUCUACAUAUUAUGACAAGGCGUUGGUUCUUUGGAAGGGCUCAGAGUAUAUAUUAGAUAAAAAUCUUGGACGAUUUAGGAUAAUUGAUCUUUCAAGUAACAAAAUAGAAGGAGAGAUUCCAAGAGAAAUAGCAAUCCUCUCAAGUCUUAGGCAAUUGAACUUGUCCAAUAACAAGUUGAGUGGUGCAAUUCCUAAAGAAAUUGAUGGCUUGAAGCAAUUAGAGUCGCUUGAUCUGUCUCAAAAUCAACUAUCAGGCAGACUUCCUGCAAGCAUCUCUAAUUUAAAUUUUUUGAAUACCUUGAAUUUGUCACAUAAUAAUUUUCUUGGAAAAAUUCCAUCGGGUACUCAACUGCAGACCUUUAAUGCUUCUACAUAUAGUAAUAAUCCAGCACUUUGUGGGUCUCCACUUCCACAAAAAUGUCCAGAAGACAAUAUUCAAGAUUCUCCAUCCAGUCAUGAUGAUCAUGAUAAUCAAGAAGAUGAAUUCAACAAAUCGCUUUACCUUGGUAUGGGAGUUGGAUUCGCCGUAGGCUUUUGGGGUGUUUCUGGCGUUUUAUUGUUAAAGCGUUCUUAUAGACAUGCUUUUUUUAAGUUCGUGGAUGAUUUGAAAGAUUGGAUUUAUGUAAGAACAGUAAUAUACAUGAAGAAAUUGCAGCAAAUCAAGAAUCUGGUGCCGCUGAUGCAACAUUAAUUGGGGCUGGUUGCUGUAUAUCAAUAGAUAUAUAAUUUUAAUUCUAAUGUAAUAGUGCAAAUGAGUUUAAUUACUGUUUGUACCAUUUGCUACAGUCUGAUAAUGAAAAUU
This is a messenger RNA of Jatropha curcas, 2519 nucleotides long. The record is from RefSeq and is a predicted model, not a curated record. Lineage: Eukaryota; Viridiplantae; Streptophyta; Magnoliopsida; Malpighiales; Euphorbiaceae.